Naegleria gruberi is the source of this 504-nucleotide messenger RNA. RefSeq lists its product as uncharacterized. The record is from RefSeq and is a predicted model, not a curated record. The transcript has a single exon. Lineage: Eukaryota; Heterolobosea; Eutetramitea; Acrasida; Naegleriidae. Bases 1 to 504 code for a protein of 167 amino acids.
AUGACUCAAAACCAUGAGGAGCAGCAGAAUCAUCAGGAGCAUCAUCAGAUGAUGGAAAACACUGCAGAGACAAACCUUACUUCCUCCAUAACGAAUGAUGAAGAUUAUAUUAUUGUUGAUAUUUGUGAUUCAUGUGCUGCUGCUGGAAAACAAGAUUGUUCGAUUUCAAUGCCUCAAUCAGCAAUAUCAAUUUCAGAGAGGAUAAAUGUUAAGGAAAAACAAAAGCAUAAACAAUAUCAGAAAAAGGAAAAUGUUCAAAAGCAAGAGACGGUUGUGAAACAGCCAGAGAUUGUGUUAUUUAAUACUCCAAAACAAGUAUUGGAAAAAUUUAAAACUGAUGGGGUACGGAAAUCCAAGUUGACCUUUGAUCAAAUGACAAUCCUAUCCUUGUUUGCAGGAAUAUUUAUUGGACUGGCUAGUGCUUUGGGAUUGGUUGUGGGUGGGAAUGUACCAAGCAUUGAGAAAGAAAAUCCUGGAUUGCAGAAAUUGUUAACUGGAAUGUAG